Messenger RNA from Clarias gariepinus (North African catfish), 1058 nucleotides. Its product is annotated as protein NATD1-like. Bases 96 to 482 code for a protein of 128 amino acids. NCBI's taxonomy places the organism in Eukaryota, Metazoa, Chordata, Actinopteri, Siluriformes, Clariidae. The record is from RefSeq and is a predicted model, not a curated record. The transcript has 3 exons.
UCGACUCGCAUUCAUAAACAUGGCUGAUAGCACGAACAAGUCGUUUUUAUAAAUGACGUUUUCGAGUGCUGUAUUGAGACACAGUGCUGUACACAAUGCUCUCUCGACACGGCGUCUUUACAGCCGCUCGGACGCUGACCAAAAUCAAAUUAAGCACAACUCAGUUCGGUGUUCUAAGUAGCGCGCCGUACCGAGUGAUUCACGACAGGAAACAGUGUAGGUUUACCGUCAGACUGGACCACGGAGGUAAAGAGCAAAACGCGGUGCUUAAGUACGCGCACGUAAGUGACGGGCGCGUGCAUUUGCUGUCCACGGAAGUUCCAGAAAGUUCCAGAGGUAAAGGAGUAGCUGCCAGUCUCGCCAAGGCUGCACUCGACUUUGUGGUUGAAGAAAGACUAAAAGCAAGCAUCUUUUGUUGGUAUAUUAAAAAAUAUGUUGAUGAAAAUCCACAUCAUGGAUACCACUUGCACAUUGAAAACUAAUAUUUUAGAGCACCAAAUGAGCACCAAAUGAGCACCAGCUCUAUAGCAAGGACUUCCAUUUCAUUACAGCUGCAGUCACAGAAUCCAGUCUGAGCUGCUAAUUUAACAGUGUUCAUUAAAGCAGUCAGUUUUGGGGUGACCAUUGGUUUUAAAACUAUACAGAUGCUUAAAUUACUGAUGUACAUACUGUAUAAAUGCUAUACUCUGUUAGAAUCUUGUUGUUUUAAAACUGACCAGAUGGACGGAAUGGAUGAAGCCUGAUGAACACUUUAUUGCCUUUAUUUAAUCAACAGUUUGCAUACAGGUUUCAUUGUACGCCCAACUAGAACAGACUGCCUACUGCAGAAUUUACACAUACUGUAGAAAAUCUGAAUUAAUUUAACAAAGUCAUUAAAACAUUAAAACAUUUGUCAGGAACGUGACAAGAAGAAGAGUUGAAAGGACUUAUUAACUCAUCCAUUGUCUUUUGUUUAUAAAGAUAAAAAUCUGGAAUAGUCCUGGAUGAUUAUAAAGUUGUGUAUAAACUUAGGCUGUUCCAUUAUUUUCUUGCAGCUGCAUUGAAAGAAAUAAACAGCA